CCCUCCCUCCCUCCCUCCUUCCCUUCCUUGCCGUCUCCUCCCCCAGGGCAGGGCCGCUCCCUUCUCCGCACGGGCCUCCGGCUCCUUCCUUCCUUCGGUCCGGCGGGGCCUCUGAUGUUCCUGGGCGGCUGAGGCGGCGGCGUCGGGAUGGCGGCGGCCCCGGCGGCCUCGGCGGCGGGCGGAGGAGGAGGCGGCGGCGGCGGCGGCGGCGGCGGCGGCGGCGGCCGGGCCUACUCGUUCAAGGUGGUGCUGCUCGGGGAGGGCUGCGUGGGCAAGACCUCGCUCGUCCUGCGCUACUGCGAGAACAAGUUCAACGACAAGCACAUCACCACCCUGCAGGCAUCUUUCUUAACAAAGAAGUUGAAUAUUGGUGGAAAAAGAGUAAAUCUUGCAAUAUGGGAUACGGCGGGUCAAGAGAGAUUCCAUGCUCUGGGUCCUAUUUACUACCGAGAUUCCAAUGGAGCUAUUUUAGUUUAUGACAUAACAGAUGAAGACUCUUUUCAGAAGGUAAAAAACUGGGUCAAAGAGUUACGGAAAAUGUUGGGAAACGAAAUCUGUUUGUGUAUAGUUGGUAAUAAAAUAGACUUGGAAAAAGAGAGACAUGUUUCGGUUCAAGAAGCAGAAGCGUAUGCAGAAUCAGUGGGAGCAAAACAUUAUCAUACUUCUGCCAAACACAAUAAAGGAAUUGAAGAACUCUUUCUUGACCUGUGUAAAAGAAUGAUAGAAACGGCCCAAGUGGAUGAACGAGCGAAAGGCAACGGUUCCGGUCAGCCGGGCACGGCAAGGAGAGGGGUACAGAUUAUCGACGACGAACCACAAGUACAGAGCAGCAGAGGCUGCUGUUCGUCGGGGUAACCUCGGACGCUCGCAGACGGAGAAGAGCAGACAAAAAUGAGAGAACUGUGGAUGAUUGCCCCCAACGUGAAGACUGCCGUAUUCCACGUCACAUUCUUUUACCAAUGGAAUUCUAGAAUUAACAGUAUUUUAAACCGUAAUUACAUUUGUAACACUGCAGAGACCUUAAGUGCUAAACUAGUGGAGUCUGUGACCGGAGAAUUGGCGUUUUCUACACUGUUAACAGAGCGAUUACCGAUGGCCUUUUUACAUUUUUUUGUUUUCUUUAAUGAGGAAUAAUAUUGCAUGUAGAAAAGACCUCCUACUUAAAGGCUUCAUAUAUAUUCUUUUAAAUCAGAUCAUUAUUUAAUAACUUAUAUACAUUGUCGUCGGAAUGGUAUACAUUUUUGAAGCCCUUUGUAUUUUGUGGUAGAUUGAAUUGUAUCACUUCUAAACUGCAGAUGGAUUUUUUUUUUUAAUUAGCAGAUCCCCGAAGUACUAUUUUUGCAGGGUUUGCACAAGCCCGUACACGUCAACGACUUUGAUAGACCCUAUACUCAUCCUGUAUGCCGAGCUGGUAAAAUAUGUUGUAAAUGACACAUUAAAUAUUUUAUCUGCUUUUACGAGUGCAGGCGCAGAGCUGUGUGCAGCAGUCCUGUCUGUAAUCUGAACGUUGGUUGAAACUCUGCAAGCUUUUGAGCUAAAACCCCACGCGCGGGCUGUUCCUCCCCCCACCUUGAGUCUCAGUGGGGAAAUUGUGUGACUUUUUUUUCCCUUUCUCUUUUUAAAUUCCCAUUUGAACUGCCUCUGUUCCGUGUGUGUUCCCUUUCCCGUCCUUUCCGUCGAAGAGCGGCGUUGGUCUCUGUGGAGAGGACACUGAGUGUGUCUGCUAUUCCCUGCGGUUAAAACGGUUGCCCGGAAGUGUUUGAUCGGUGGGAUUUAUCGCGAGUUCAGGAUGCUCUGAGCACUUGGGAAAGAGCCUUAGCCGAGCCCUCGACUUUUCAAAUCUGAAACCUCUUUAGCUUCCUCCCAACCUUUUCCGUGAGGCUCCGUGUGUGUGUGUGUGCGCGCGAGUAGAGAAAGUUGUUCCAAAAUGCAUCAAAACCAAGACCGUCUCCUAAUCGGUGAAUACGGCCCGGGGUUAGCCUUCCUUGGAUGAGUGAGCUAGACCCCUCCCAUUGCAAGCACUGACCAAGGGAAAUCGUUUUAGCCUUAUGAGUCGCUAUUAGGGUAGGCAUUGCAGCCAGAGCGGCGUGAAUUAACACUGGAAAGAAUUUAUUAAAGCUCUAUUCUUGCACACUUACAUAGUGGGACUCGUUUAUCGACUAAGCCUUUUGGGGAAAGUGGAGACUGCUCAGACGUGUUCAUUUGAAAAGUCGCGAGCGACGGUGCUCACGGAAGGAAUACACGAUGUGGAAAUUAAAAAAAAACCCCAA
Messenger RNA from Ornithorhynchus anatinus (platypus), 2270 nucleotides. It is a transcript of the gene RAB21, whose product is annotated as RAB21, member RAS oncogene family. Bases 148 to 855 code for a protein of 235 amino acids. Gene Ontology annotation, biological process: Rab protein signal transduction. The record is from RefSeq and is a predicted model, not a curated record. NCBI's taxonomy places the organism in Eukaryota, Metazoa, Chordata, Mammalia, Monotremata, Ornithorhynchidae. The transcript has 7 exons. Gene Ontology annotation, molecular function: GTP binding; GTPase activity.